AUGCCGAACAUCAAGAUCUUCUCCGGCUCAUCCCACCCAGAGUUGGCUGCCCGCAUCUGCGACCGGCUGCAGCUCGACGUCAGCAAGGCCUCGCUGAAGAAGUUCUCGAACCGCGAAACGAAUGUGGAGAUUGGGGAAUCGGUUCGUGGCGAAGAUGUCUUCAUCAUCCAAUCGGCUUGUGGUGAAAUCAAUGACAACCUGAUGGAGCUGCUCAUCAUGAUAAACGCGUGCAAGAUAGCUUCAUCAUCUCGCGUUGCCGCCGUCAUCCCGUGCUUCCCGUACGCUCGUCAGGACAAGAAGGACAAGUCUCGUGCCCCGAUCUCGGCCAAGCUUGUCGCCAAUAUGCUGUCAGUUGCUGGCGCCGAUCACAUCAUCACGAUGGACCUCCACGCUUCACAGAUCCAGGGUUUCUUCGACAUUCCGGUGGACAACCUCUACGCCGAACCGGCCAUCCUCAAGUACAUCCGCGAGUCGAUCCCCAACUGGCAGUCGUCGGUGUACGCCUUCUGCGUCCACGGCAUCUUCUCGGGGCCCGCUCUGCAGCGCCUCAACAACUCUGCCUUCGAGGCUGUUGUCGUCACCAACACCAUCCCGCAGGAGGAGAACAUGAAGAAAUGCCCCAAGAUCCAGUGCAUCGACAUCUCUAUGAUCCUCGCCGAGGCCAUCCGCCGUGAAUGCCGUCUUCUCACCAGUGAUUUCACCGAUAUUAAGCCGAUUCUCAUCCAAUCCUUUUCCGCGUUGCAAGAGAGAGAAGUCUUGUUCAAGUACGCCCUGGACGAAUUUGCGCUGUCGAGGAAGAAUCAAAUUUUGCGAAUCUACUUGGAAGCCCUGACCCGCGGGGGGAAUGGCGGAAAGCCGAUAGAAAUGCUGAGCCACGAGCCGCUGCGCUACGUCGGGGACAUGCUGGCCUGGAUGUAUCAAGCCAUCGAAAAUGAGCGCGACCUUCUGGCGGGGCUUUUGAAAAAUUGCCGAUCUGAAGUGAAUUCUACAAUCGAUGUGCUCUCCCAGGUCUCCAGCUCGUUGUGCCGGCCUUUUAAGGUGCGUGUCGAGCAAUCGUUGGGUUCCGGGGAAGCGGAUGCGGUCACCGUCUACAAGGUCAAGGGCCUUUUCGGUUUCUACUUGUCGAAAUUUGCGACACUAACCGGUGAUACGUCCGAGCUCUGCCAAAGCAUUCGCGAGUUGCAAGAGCUGGCCACGAACAUCUUCAUGUCCGGUCUGACCACGACAGUUCAACGCAUCUUGAACCGGAUGGGCCCACCCGACUACGAUCUACUCCCAGUUCCGGCCGUCCAGCAGCUGCUCAAUUUGCUAAAAGACCUGGUAGCCACACAAUUGGCGUCCGGGCUUGACGUCGCUGUCUACACUUUGAAUUGCCUGUCUGUCAUCCAGAGCUCUGUGAUGCUGUACCAAUACACGGACGAGCGGUUGGAGAUGCUGCGCGCGUUGAUUGAAGGAAAUGAGGACGUGCUCGUCUCCGAAGAGUCUUCAGCGAUCCUCACGAAUACGUCACUCUCGGUCAUCUACCAGAAGGCAGCCGCCCAUACGACACAGCAGGGCCCAAUGUCAGCGAUCCCUGGCCUCGACGCCGCCGCCCUCGCCUCGGCCAUCAGCUCAUUCGACAACUUCUUGGCCCACGCUGACCGCUUCCGCCUGGACCUGAUUGCGCGUGUCAGCAGCACGAGAAUUCGGGAAUCCAUCGCCCAACGAACCGCGGAAAAUGUUGUGGCCGCCUAUUCGGUGAUCGUUCGCAAAAUCGAGGACCCUGCCAACGGAUACGGCGAACUACCCCACAAAACCCCCGAGGAAGUGAAAGAACUUUUGAAA
Molecule: messenger RNA, 1824 nt
Organism: Mesorhabditis spiculigera
Lineage: Eukaryota; Metazoa; Nematoda; Chromadorea; Rhabditida; Rhabditidae
Source: the annotation of a GenBank genome assembly